This is a messenger RNA of Perkinsus marinus ATCC 50983, 795 nucleotides long. RefSeq lists its product as hypothetical. Bases 1 to 795 code for a protein of 264 amino acids. Gene Ontology annotation, molecular function: recombinase activator activity; double-stranded DNA binding. The record is from RefSeq and is a predicted model, not a curated record. Lineage: Eukaryota; Perkinsozoa; Perkinsida; Perkinsidae. Gene Ontology annotation, cellular component: condensed nuclear chromosome; DNA recombinase auxiliary factor complex. The transcript has 7 exons. Gene Ontology annotation, biological process: homologous chromosome pairing at meiosis; meiotic strand invasion involved in reciprocal meiotic recombination; meiotic joint molecule formation.
AUGUGUGUUGACUCCUCGACUACGUGUAAGAAGGCGGUGAAGGCUAAAGGGAAACCGAAAAAGAAGGCUGCUCCUAAGUCGAAGAGCUCCUCUGAUAAUACAAAACCUCAAGGGCAGGAGGCUGAGGCCAGGAUUGCUGCGUACAUGAAGGAACAGAAUCGACCAUACAGCGCUCAGAACGUCUUUGACAACCUUCAUGGCAUCGUGCCGAAGACUCAGGUGCAAAAUCUGAUGGAAAAAUUGUCAAAAGAGCCAGGCUCGGACGCAGAGCCACCUCUAGUCAUGAAGGAAUAUGGUGCUCAGAAGGUCUUCUUGUGCAACCAGAGACUAUUCGGUGACUGCUCGCCAGAAAGUGUUUUGGAAUUGAACCGCGAGGUAGCGGAGGUCGAGAAGAGACUUCCGACUGUGAGAGGGGCUCUCGGCAAAGUUACUGCGGAGAUAACUCAGCUUCGUGGUCAGGGCGAACUGGAGGGAAAAGUAGCCAAUAAUAGAAAGCGUGUCCGCGAGUUGGAGGAGAAAGUUGAGCACAUCCAGCGAAAGCGAAAAAAGGAAGGAGUGUCAGAUCUCGGCCAAAAGCUUGCUGAGGCACAGGCGAAGUCAGCUACCAUCCCAAGCACAAUUCAUGCUCUAUUGUUCUCUGAGGGAAUGAACUGUUGCUACCUCAGAUACGGGGACUUGCACAACACUCUUGCUAAACGCAGGAAGCUGUGCAUGUCUAUUGUAUCGAGGGUUGGUGAAAUGAUGAGUUUAUCGAAGGAAGAUGUCUUCAACGAGCUCGGCCUCGACCUCGAAUGA